Molecule: messenger RNA, 3292 nt
Organism: Myxocyprinus asiaticus (Chinese sucker)
Lineage: Eukaryota; Metazoa; Chordata; Actinopteri; Cypriniformes; Catostomidae
Product: CCR4-NOT transcription complex subunit 3-like
Exons: 18
Coding region: 190-2835 (881 amino acids)
Biological process (GO): nuclear-transcribed mRNA poly(A) tail shortening; regulation of stem cell population maintenance; regulation of DNA-templated transcription
Cellular component (GO): nucleus; CCR4-NOT core complex; P-body
Source: RefSeq, a predicted model, not a curated record
AGGUGUUCCUGGUGACCAUCUUGGAUGCGCGAAGUGAUUGUUUGGCGAAUAAAAAAUAAUAGGAAAUAUAAAAUACAGCGUGAAAAGUUGGGAAAUUGCGUUGGAACUGAAAAGGAUAUUAAGAAGGAAAGUGCUACUCAGGAAAACCAGUAAAAGAAGGCAUGAAGAAAACAUCAUAGUCAAAAAGUCAUGGCUGAUAAAAGAAAACUUCAAGGUGAAAUAGACAGAUGUUUGAAAAAAGUUGCAGAAGGGGUAGAGCAGUUUGAGGACAUUUGGAAAAAGCUCCACAAUGCAGCCAAUACCAACCAAAAAGAAAAAUAUGAGUCUGACCUCAAGAAAGAGAUUAAAAAAUUACAGCGUCUUCGAGACCAGAUUAAGACGUGGGUCGCCUCCAAUGAGAUUAAAGACAAAAGGCAGCUAGUAGAGAACCGCAAACUUAUAGAGACGCAAAUGGAGCGGUUUAAGAUUGUGGAACGGGAGACCAAAACGAAAGCAUACUCUAAAGAGGGACUCGGCCUCGCUCUGAAAGUUGAUCCUGCACAAAAAGAGAAAGAAGAGGUUGGGCAGUGGCUAGCGAACACGAUAUACACUUUGAAUAUGCAAGUGGACCAGUUUGAGAGCGAAGUAGAAUCACUUUCUGUCCAAACCAGAAAAAAGAAAGGAGACAAAGAGAAGCAAGAUCGAAUAGAGGAGCUGAAACGAUUGAUCGAGAGGCACCGGUAUCACAUCCUCAUGCUGGAGACCAUCCUCAGAAUGCUGGACAAUGAAUCGUUACAGGUGGACACCAUCCGCAAGAUCAAAGAUGAUGUAGAAUACUACCUCGAUUCUUCUCAGGACCCUGACUUUGAGGAGAACGAGUUUCUCUAUGACGACCUUGAUUUGGAGGAGAUCCCCCAGCCACUGGUGGCCACGUCUCCAUGUCAGGCAGAGGAUGAAAUUUUCCAGAACUCCAGUUCCACGCCAACCUCAACAACGUCAUCUUCGCCCAUACCUCCCUCCCUGGCUACAUGCACUACGAAUUCGGAAGAUGAAAAGAAGAGAGGUCGUUCGACAGACAGUGAAAUCAGUCUGUCACCUAUUAAGAAUGGAAAUCCAUCUUCAUCUCUAUCCUCCUCCUCUUCGUUGUCCUCAUCUUCUGGAGCUUCUUCAAACUCUUUGAUCUCCAUGGCAACUAUCGCCAGAAGUGGAAGCUUGACAUCAGGGGGCAGCAGUCUCUUAGGCAGCCUGGGCGGCUCUGGCAGCUACAGUUCAGCCACCCAGCAACAAAUGCAGCAAUCCCAACAACAGCACCAAUACAAAAACUCCAUCUCCUCUCAAUCCAAUCCCAACUCUGCCUCCUCCAGCAACAGUAUCUUACUCCCAACAUCCACCUCUACUUCACCGGCCAACACCAGCGCACCCGGCUCCCUCACGUCCAACUCACAAAGCCAGCCUCUAUCGGGGACAGGUCCCAUCUCUAAUAUGGGCCUCGGGAAGGGUACAAUGUCAUCAAGUGGCACAAAUCAGAUACCGGGCUUGGUUUUAUCAGGGAUGCCGGCGUCCUUGAGCAGUAUGACUGGGUUUUUGAGUGGAUCUACCCCAGCGCCUUAUGCGCAAGCGGCCGCCGCAGGAGCCAGCGGGCUCUCAGUGUCCAUUGGAACGAAUGUUAGUAGUACCAACUGCAGUGGACUUGUAACCUCAGUGGGAACAAAUGGAGGUUUAGGCUCCACAAGCCUUUUGGGCUCAGGUGUUUUGGAUCUUGGGUCGAUGCAGUCCGCAGUGGAGCCUUUGCCUCUGGUGGCUCCCAGCUCUGUGGGAGGAGGACUGUCCUCAGGAAGCAGUGUGGGAGUUAUGGGAAGCAAUGCAGGGACAUCUGGGACAGGAAGUGCAUCAGCUGUGGGAAGUGUUGUGUUACCACAACCGCCUAGUGCACCGAAACAAAAUGGUGGUACAAGUUAUAGUGCUGUGGUAGCAGACAGCACGUCAGACUCCGCCCUCAACAGUGCCAGCCAAUCACAGAACAGCCAAUCCGUGUCUUUAAAUUCCACAACAAAUCAGCCUAAGGACAGUGGGUCCAGCCUUCUGGGGUCGAUGACACUGAUGCCCAGCUCGCCCUCGCCAUCAUACAGUGAGAGUAAACCGGGUGCUGGCAGCCUGCUGAAUGGCCCACACUCCUACACACAAGCUGCCGACAUCAUUAAGCCUCAGGAGCCCCUCAGUUCUCUCAAAUCAAUGGCAGAGCGGGUCGCCCAGGAGUCAGGUUUAGAAGGAGAACUGUCUGCACUACAUAUCACUAGUGAUAUAUUCCCCAGCUCCACGGCUACUUCAGACACUCCUGCAGCUCCUCACCCUGCUCUGUCAGAGGUGAACAUCCCCCCAUCAUUAGGUGUGUGUCCGCUGGGGCCCGUCUCCCUCUCCAAAGAGCAGCUCUACCAUCAAGCCAUGCAGGAGUCCGCCUGGACACACAUGCCUCACCCGUCCAACUCUGAGAGAAUCAGGCAGUACCUGAUGAGGAACCCCUGCCCAACACUGCCUUUUCACCAUCAGAUGCCACCUCCUCACUCUGAGAGUGUGGAGUUCUACCAGAGACUGUCCACAGAGACCCUCUUCUUCAUCUUUUACUACUUGGAGGGUACAAAAGCGCAGUAUCUAGCAGCCAAGGCCUUGAAAAAGCAGUCGUGGAGGUUUCACACAAAGUACAUGAUGUGGUUUCAGAGGCACAAGGAGCCUAAGACCAUCACUGAUGAGUUUGAGCAAGGGACAUAUAUUUACUUUGACUAUGAGAAAUGGGGCCAGAGGAAAAAGGAAGGAUUUACGUUUGAGUACAGGUACCUUGAGGACCGAGACCUUCAGUAACGGAUGGACAACAAGAACGGAGGACUAUGUCGACAUUCCGGACUGAAUCAACACACUCUCUUUUAUUCACUGAGGUGGAGAUCCAGAUGCAUAUGCGGAACUGUUUUAUGUCUCGCUGGUGCAUAAUGCAUCUGGAGCCCUCCCACUCUUUUCAAUCCACCCCACCCACAAGCCACUCCCUCCCCUUAUGACUCUGCCUUCUCAUUAAAUCGCGCUGAACAGCGUUAAAUAUCUCAACUUCUUCCAUCUUAGAUAAUGAAACUUUAUGGAGCAUUAUUGCACCAAAGAAGAUGUUGAAUGUGGUCGUGCAAAGCAUUCACCCUUAUAAGCAAAAUUACAACAAAAACAAAACUAGAUGUGGACUAAUUAUCUAGCCAUGGUUAAUUGUUUAAAAUUAAGUUCUAAAGAUUCACUAUGACAUUGAAAACGUAAAACUAAAUUAAACAAUUUUUUCUGA